AACCAAAAAAUCAUCCUAAAAAAGAAACACAAAUAAACAAUAACAUUUGAAAAAAAAAAAAACACAUAAAAAAAAGGUAUAACAAAAAAGAUUAAAAAUGGAGGCAUCAAAGAAGCUUUUUGCAUUGUUUCUCGUUUGCAUUGUUGUGUUUUCAUCAUAUGUGCAUGCCUCUAAAGCUGAUGAAGAAAGUAAUACAGAAGAAUUUAGAGAAGCAUUUAAAAAAGGAGUUGAAGAAGGAUUUAAUAAAGUCAUGAAUGAAUACCUAGGUUGUUUGAAUGAGUGUGAGAAUGAAUGCUCCAAUGAAGGAUUUGUACAUGGUCAUUGUGAGAAAAAGUGUAGCAGUGAUUGCAAGACUAAGGUGCUUAAAGCUCAACCCGAGAACCUUAAAAUUUUGAAGAAUCCUUGAAGAUGGACCAAAGGAUGCAAAACAUUCCUUAGUAUAGAAAAUAUAGGGAAAGAAGAAUAAAGCAGUGGCUUCUCAUUUUUAUUUUAAUUUAUUCAUUCAUUAUUUACCACUGUACUUGUAAUUGUCUUUUAUUUUUAGUCGAUAAGAUUAUAUUAUAUUAAUUAACGAUAAAAAAAUAGGGAGCAUUAAGUGUUACAAAAGAGGGAGAACUCAUCUGUGACACUGCUUGUAAUUUUCAGGAUUCAAUAAAAUCGUUUGUUUGCUAA
Molecule: messenger RNA, 672 nt
Organism: Lycium ferocissimum
Lineage: Eukaryota; Viridiplantae; Streptophyta; Magnoliopsida; Solanales; Solanaceae
Exons: 2
Coding region: 98-406 (102 amino acids)
Source: RefSeq, a predicted model, not a curated record